Messenger RNA from Linum trigynum, 5361 nucleotides. Lineage: Eukaryota; Viridiplantae; Streptophyta; Magnoliopsida; Malpighiales; Linaceae. The record is from the annotation of a GenBank genome assembly.
ACCCGUGGAUUGUGUUGUCGCCGGUGGUUCUCCCCGCCGGCGAGCUCCUUCCUUCGCCAUGGUACACCUGCCGAUGCAAGUAAUAAUAAAAUAAUACAAUCGUCCAGGCAUCACACCAGGGGGCACCAUUUCCAGUUAAAUUCGAAAGGGAAGCUGACUGAAAGAAGAAAAAAUGAUAGACAUCUCAGUCCGACGGCCAGCCAUUGCAGUUUCCGCCAUGAAAGUGACCCAAAAGAAAUCGUCAAUAUCCUUCUGUUCGAUAUUGACACUGUAAUAACGACCUUGUACCCUCCAAAAGGCACUGCCGGCUUCGAAUGAAAUACUUCCACCCAAUAGAAAUUGACAGAACAAAAAUCUUCUUUGCACUUCCCUCCUCGUUUAUAUAAGAAAAUCAACAAGAAAUGGAGUUCUUCCCACUUCAGCCGUUCUUCUUCGACGCCUCUUUGUAUAUUGACACUACUGUAGACAUGGCUCCAAUUGUGUUUCUCAGGUGAAAUCAAUCAUCACAGAGAGACAGACAGAGAGACAGCGAUGAAGGGAAAUGGCAAAGGUGGGCUUUUCCGCUAUGCGGAUUGGAUAGACAUGGUGUGGAUGGUUGCUGGAACUCUAGGGAGCAUCGGGGAUGGAUCCAUGACUCCACUUACCAUGUACAUUCUAAGCGAUGUCAUCAACAACUAUGGCGGCUCUCAGUUGAAUGGUUCAAACAAGACCGUCGAGAAGUAUGCUUUGAGAUUGCUCUUCCUCGCAAUUCUAGUUGGUGCAUCAGCUUUCUUAGAAGGACUGUGUUGGACAAGAACAUCCGAGAGGCAGACAUCUCGAAUGAGGUUGGAGUACCUUAAAGCAGUGCUAAGACAGGAAGUUGGUUUCUUCGACGGAGAGUCUGCUUCGUGUAGCACUUUCCAAGUCAUCUCUGUCAUUUCUUCUGAUGCUCAUGUAAUCCAGGACACCAUAGCUGAGAAGAUACCAAACUGUCUGGCUCAUCUCACAUCAUUCAUCGCCAGCAUCCUGGUCUCGUUCUUGCUCUCAUGGGAACUGGCUAUAUCAGCCUUGCCAUUCGCCAUCUUGUUUAUUGCCCCUGGACUGGGGUUUGGGAAGCUGCUGGUUAAACUUGCAGGGAAAUCCAAAGAAGCAUAUGAAAUGGGUGGUACGAUUGCUGAGCAAGCAAUCUCAUCGAUCCGGGUUGUCUACUCCUAUGUCGGGGAGGCUCAAACGCUGGGGAGAUUCAGUAACGCACUUCACAGAAGCAUGGAGAUUGGGAUCAAGCAAGGGUUGACUAAAGGGGUUCUGAUUGGAAGCAUGGGGAUGGUAUAUGGAGCUUGGGCUUUCCAAGCUUGGGUUGGAAGUUAUCUGGUCACUGAAAGGGGCCAAAAGGGUGGUGCUGUUUUCGUCUCGGGAGCCUGUGUCAUCAUUGGAGGAGUGUCCAUCAUGAAUGCGCUACCCAAUCUUUCAUUCAUCUCACAGGCAGUUUUGGCUGCUUCAAGGAUCAAUGAAAUGGUCGAUAGGGUCCCAGGUAUAGACUCUGAAGAUGACGAGAAGAAGGUCCUGUCACGUAUUAAAGGGAGCAUUUAUUUCAAGGAUGUUCAUUUCAGCUAUCCAUCUAGACCAGAAUCUCUGGUUCUCCGUGAAUUCAGCCUUCGAAUUCGUCAUGGAGAAACAGUGGCGCUUGUUGGAGGGAGUGGGUCAGGAAAGUCGACUGUCGUUGCUCUGCUGGAGAGAUUCUAUGAUCCUGUCAAAGGCACCAUAUUGCUUGAUGGCCAUGACAUAAAGAAACUUCAUCCUGGAUGGUUGAGAUCCCAAAUGGGGCUGGUAAAUCAAGAGCCAAUUCUGUUUGCAACGACCAUUCAAGAGAACAUUCUGUUCGGCAACGAGGAAGCUUCCACAAAACAUGUUGAAAGAGCUGCCAUGGCUGCAAACAUACAUGACUUCAUCAAGAAGUUACCCAAUGGAUACCAAACACAAGUGGGGCAAUUUGGUUUUCAGUUAUCAGGAGGGCAAAAGCAAAGGAUUGCUAUAGCAAGAGCACUGAUCAGAAAUCCAAAGAUUCUCCUUCUAGAUGAAGCCACAAGUGCAUUGGAUGCAGAAUCUGAAAGGGUGGUCCAAACCGCCCUUGAUAAAGCCUCAGUGGGCAGGACGACAAUCAUUGUUGCUCAUCGCCUGUCAACUGUAAGAAAUGCUGACAUGAUAGUUGUUCUUCAAUCUGGGGAGAUAGUUGAAUCAGGAAGCCAUGAUGAACUCGUUGACUUGGACAAUGGGAAAGGAGGAGCUUAUACCAAAAUGUUGAGAUUGCAGCAAUCAGUAGAUAAGAAUUCAGCAGUAGGCCCAAAUGUACCGAACAGAAUCCAUCGGAGCCCUAAAUAUCAUCCUCCACAAACUCCCGUAAGUGCUGGAAUAUCUGGAUGUCAAGGCAGCCCAUCUUCCUUCAGCCCAGUUUUCUCGAUCAACAUCGAACCGCCACUCCACACACAUUCCUAUCACCAAAAUGACAACAACAGCAAAGCAUCAUCAUCCUCAUCGUCAUCACAGUGGAGGCUGCUGAAAAUGAAUGCUCCAGAAUGGAGGAGAGGGUUUCUUGGCUGCCUAGGAGCUGCCACAGUUGGAGCAAUUCAACCAGCUCAUGCAUAUUGUCUAGGAUCAGUUCUGUCAGUAUACUUCUCUGAAGAAAAUAUAAAGUCAGAGAUCAUAACCUACUGCUUUCUCUUUUUAAGCUUUGCAGUUCUCAGCUUCACUUUCAACAUCAUCCAACAUUACAACUUCGCAAUCAUGGGAGAGAAAUUGGUGAAAAGGGUACGCGAGAAAAUGGUAGAGAAGAUGUUCACCUUCGAGAUCGAUUGGUUUGAUCAAGAACACAACACAAGUGCUGCCAUUUGUACUCGGCUAGCCAAUGAAGCACAGCUUGUUCGGUCCCUAAUUGGAGAUCGGAUGUCACUUCUGAUUCAGAUCUCCUUCAGUGCUACCAUUGCCUUUAUUGUCAGCCUGAUAGUCACAUGGAGACUAGCAAUUGUCAUUAUCUCAAUACAACCAGUAAUCAUUGGAAGCUUCUAUUCCAAAAGUGUGCUGAUGAAGACAUUGUCCGCAAAAGCACGUGCAGAACAGCGAGAGGGAAGUCAGUUAGCAAGUGAAGCAAUCAUCAAUCACAGAACUAUAACUGCCUUUUCAUCUCAAAGGAGGAUAUUAACACUGUUUGCGCAAGCAAUGGAAGGACCCAAAAAGGAAAUUGUGAAACAAUCAUGGUUUUCAGGUUUUGGGUUGUGUAGUUCACAAUUCCUGACCACAGCAUCUAUGGCUUUAACUUACUGGUACGGAGGGAAGCUGUUGAAUGAAGGAUUGAUAAAGCCUAAACACCUCUUCCAGGCAUUUUUUCUACUGAUGAGUACUGGUAAGAAUAUUGCUGAUGCAGGGAGCAUGAGUUCUGAUAUCGCCAAAGGAGGCAGUGCCAUUAGAUCGGUGUUUGAAAUCCUGGACAGAAAAACUGAGAUAGACCCAGUUGAUCCAAAGGGGAUAAAACUGAGGAAACCAAUCAAAGGCAAAAUUGAGCUUGACAAGAUAUUCUUUACUUACCAAACACGACCCGAUCAACCAAUCUUCAGAGGACUAAGCCUGAAGAUUGAAGCCGGGAAGACAAUAGCUCUUGUAGGUCCAAGUGGUUCAGGAAAGUCAACAGUUCUUGCACUUAUCGAAAGAUUUUACGAUCCACAAGGAGGGACCUUACUGAUAGAUGGACGUGACAUCAGGAGCUACAACUUGAGGAAGCUGAGAUCAUACAUUGCAUUGGUGAGCCAAGAACCGACUCUUUUUGCUGGCACGAUCCGCGAUAACAUUGCUCAUGGCAACGACAGCGCCACAGAAGCUGAGAUCAGAAGGGCUGCAAUCCGGGCCAAUGCUCAUCAGUUCAUCAGCUCCCUAAAACAAGGGUAUGAUACCUACUGUGGAGAGAGGGGAGUACAGCUUUCAGGAGGCCAGAAGCAAAGAAUAGCAUUGGCGCGAGCAAUCCUGAAGGACCCGGCAAUCCUGCUUCUCGAUGAAGCGACGAGUGCACUCGAUAGCAUGUCGGAGAACCUUGUCCAGGAAGCACUGGAGAAGAUGAUGGCUGAAAGGACAUGUGUUGUGGUUGCUCAUAGAUUAGCCACAAUACAGAAGGCAGACACCGUAGCUGUGAUCAACAAAGGCAAAAUUGCAGAAGAAGGUUCACACAGGAAUCUCAUUGCUUUACAUGGUAUAUACUAUUCUUUGGUUAAGGCUCAAGGCGGGAAUUCUCCUUACAGAUAGAACAAGAAUUACUAAGUUACCUGUCAGGAUGUGUAAGAUAUAGAUAACCAAAUUCUAUGCAGUUUUCCUUUGUCAUCCUUCCCUCUCUCAUGGUCAUUUAUGAGUGAACAUACAGAUAAUUUGCCAGCCUUCUGAGACAUUUCGAUCCUUAGACCUGCAAAAGAAUAUGGUACUUUUCUCCUAGCAGCAAAUGAAGAACUGAAAGCACUACAACCGGUAGAAAGCAAUAAACGAAGUUGCCUUGCCUAUUUUGUCCUGGCUAACAGGCUAAUGCUCCAUGUAAUAAACAUCCCAGUUGCUGAACUACUGAAGUUAGCACCACCAUGAAACCAAUAUGUUCUAAGGAAAAUUUUAUGGAUGUCAGUAACAUGUGAAUCACUUGGCCCCGGCCCGAGGCGAAUCUUUCCCCAAGCUAGGCGGGCAUUCUGCUCUACCCGCCUACUGCAACAAGUUUCUGCGUUGGUUUACAUUGAUCUACGUUAACACACUUCAAUUUAGCAAAGCUAAAAGCUUUAUGAACCUUUGCCCUCUUUUUUAAAUCCCCACAACAACAGAAUCACUGUAAAAAUUUUGAACUCUCACGCUGCAUUGAUGGGCCCUCCACUUCCUCAUUCUCCAAAAUCGAUCACAGGUCGCACAAAAAUGAAAAACCCAGUAGGUUUCAACAUAUAAAUGAACGACAGACGAAAUGAAAACAUUAGAUCAAGCUACCAUGGAACCACGCCAUUGUGAGUUUUUGAAGAGGUACAAUCCGAAGUGGAACUACCCUGAUUUUGAUCAAAAGUCCCGAAACCCCAAAUAAUAAUAAAAAAGAAUUUAAUUUCGCGAGGAGGAAUUUGAUUUACUUGACAUCGACUAUGGUGAUGUUGGGUUCCCGUUAUGUAUGAGAUGCUUUCUCGACAUGAUUGCUGCCGUCACUCCCGCCACCGUCGAUCGCCGGUUUCCCACCCGGCGUGGCUGACCAAACAGUGAAAAGUGGCAGAUUUUUUCCCGCGGCGGAACCAUUUCGAUCAAUCUGGCGGGUGAUACACGCGGCUGGCUUUCAUUGGUCUUGAACGUGAGGCCGCGGUGGGUGAAUGAAACUGUAUGUUUGGG